AUGAUCCACCGCGAAGUAGCCGAUGGUCUAGAGCGUCUUUGGAACGUAAGAGUAAACUGCAUAUGGGAAGCCGAUGAAAGUAGUCGCCAUGGAGAGGUUUAUAUAUUCGACCAUGUAUUUAAUCAGGAAUGUACAAAUUCAGAUGUAUAUGGAUCUGUAGUAAAACCUUUAGUCGAUUCCUUCAUGGAAGGUUUCAAUGCCACAAUAUUUGCAUAUGGCCAAACAUCUUCUGGCAAAACACACACCAUUUUGGGCAAUAAAACAGAUCCUGGGCUUUUCCAAUUAGUAUCCAAUCAGUUAUUCCAGCAUGUGGCAGACCAGGUUGAUAAGAGGUACUUGAUUAGAUGCAGUUAUAUUGAAAUCUACAAUGAAAAGAUCAAUGACCUCCUGGAUAAGAGCAAUCAGGGUUUAACUAUAAGAGAAGAUAUCAAAGGAAAUGUGCUGCUUGAUGCAAGGGAAGCUGUCGUAGACAAUGUUGAUAAAGUUAUGGAGAACAUGAUGCAGGGCAAUAAGAUCAGACGAGUUGCAGCUACUCGCAUGAAUGAGAGGUCAUCUCGAUCACACACGAUUUUCCGGAUUAUUCUGGAGUCGAAAGAUGCCAAUCAGAAAGAUGGACCUGUACAUAUAAGCUACCUUAACUUAAUGGACUUAGCUGGUUCUGAGAGAGUUUCUCUGACGAAAGCUGCUGGUGAGCGUCUUAAAGAGGGGGCUAACAUAAACAAAUCUUUGUCAGUAUUAGGAAAUGUGAUAAGGCAACUAAGCGAGGGGAAGGAGUUUAUCAGUUAUCGCGAUUCGAAAUUGACUAGACUGCUCUCACAGGCUCUUGGCGGAAAUGUGCUGCUUGAUGCAAGGGAAGCUGUCGUAGACAAUGUUGAUAAAGUUAUGGAGAACAUGAUGCAGGGCAAUAAGAUCAGACGAGUUGCAGCUACUCGCAUGAAUGAGAGGUCAUCUCGAUCACACACGAUUUUCCGGAUUAUUCUGGAGUCGAAAGAUGCCAAUCAGAAAGAUGGACCUGUACAUAUAAGCUACCUUAACUUAAUGGACUUAGCUGGUUCUGAGAGAGUUUCUCUGACGAAAGCUGCUGGUGAGCGUCUUAAAGAGGGGGCUAACAUAAACAAAUCUUUGUCAGUAUUAGGAAAUGUGAUAAGGCAACUAAGCGAGGGGAAGGAGUUUAUCAGUUAUCGCGAUUCGAAAUUGACUAGACUGCUCUCACAGGCUCUUGGCGCAUGUGGGCAGACCAGGUUGAAUAAGAGGUACUUGAUUAGAUGCAGUUAUAUUGAAAUCUACAAUGAAAAGAUCAAUGACCUCCUGGAUAAGAGCAAUCAGGGUUUAACUAUGAGAGAUAUCAAAGGAAAUGUGCUGCUUGAUGCAAGGGAAGCUGUCGUAGACAAUGUUGAUAAAGUUAUGGAGAACAUGAUGCAGGGCAAUAAGAUCAGACGAGUUGCAGCUACUCGCAUGAAUGAGAGGUCAUCUCGAUCACACACGAUUUUCCGGAUUAUUCUGGAGUCGAAAGAUGCCAAUCAGAAAGAUGGACCUGUACAUAUAAGCUACCUUAACUUAAUGGACUUAGCUGGUUCUGAGAGAGUUUCUCUGACGAAAGCUGCUGGAAAUGUGCUGCUUGAUGCAAGGGAAGCUGUCGUAGACAAUGUUGAUAAAGUUAUGGAGAACAUGAUGCAGGGCAAUAAGAUCAGACGAGUUGCAGCUACUCGCAUGAAUGAGAGGUCAUCUCGAUCACACACGAUUUUCCGGAUUAUUCUGGAGUCGAAAGAUGCCAGUCAGAAAGAUGGACCUGUACAUAUAAGCUACCUUAACUUAAUGGACUUAGCUGGUUCUGAGAGAGUUUCUCUGACGAAAGCUGCUGGUGAGCGUCUUAAAGAGGGGGCUAACAUAAACAAAUCUUUGUCAGUAUUAGGAAAUGUGAUAAGGCAACUAAGCGAGGGGAAGGAGUUUAUCAGUUAUCGCGAUUCGAAAUUGACUAGACUGCUCUCACAGGCUCUUGGCGAUGUAUAUGGAUCUGUAGUAAAACCUUUAGUCGAUUCCUUCAUGGAAGGUUUCAAUGCCACAAUAUUUGCAUAUGGCCAAACAUCUUCUGGCAAAACACACACCAUUUUGGGCAAUAAAACAGAUCCUGGGCUUUUCCAAUUAGUAUCCAAUCAGUUAUUCCAGCAUGUGGCAGACCAGAUCAAUGACGUCCUGGAUAAGAGCAAUCAGGGUUUAACUAUAAGAGAAGAUAUCAAAGGAAAUGUGCUGCUUGAUGCAAGGGAAGCUGUCGUAGACAAUGUUGAUAAAGUUAUGGAGAACAUGAUGCAGGGCAAUAAGAUCAGACGAGUUGCAGCUACUCGCAUGAAUGAGAGGUCAUCUCGAUCACACACGAUUUUCCGGAUUAUUCUGGAGUCGAAAGAUGCCAAUCAGAAAGAUGGACCUGUACAUAUAAGCUAA
Molecule: messenger RNA, 2439 nt
Organism: Acanthoscelides obtectus
Lineage: Eukaryota; Metazoa; Arthropoda; Insecta; Coleoptera; Chrysomelidae
Source: the annotation of a GenBank genome assembly